This is a messenger RNA of Aureobasidium vineae, 1545 nucleotides long. NCBI's taxonomy places the organism in Eukaryota, Fungi, Ascomycota, Dothideomycetes, Dothideales, Saccotheciaceae. The record is from the annotation of a GenBank genome assembly.
AUGGAGUCUGCACACUACAACAACCCCGAGGACAGGAAAUCGCUAGACAGCAUCAACAAAGACAAUGUCUCCAUUACACAAACUGGUUUUAUUACGACGAUAGACGCCAAGAAGGAGAGAGCAGUGGUAUGGAAGUUGGAUCUCCAUCUGUUACCUCUCCUCGCUGUCAUGUACCUCUUCAAUUCUCUGGACAAGUCGAACAUGGGCAAUGCCAAAACAGCUGGUCUGGCCAAAGAUCUCGGACUUCAUGGCCACCAAUACAACCUCAUUUUAUCGAUUUUCUACGUGCCGUACGUUCUUACUGCACCUUUCCUCGCCGCUCUGGGAAAGAAGUAUGGACCGAGUAGAGUGUUGCCAUGCAUGAUGUUUGGAUUCGGUACUUGCACGCUUCUUGUCGUCGCUGUGCAGAACUUUGGUGGACUGAUGGCUAUCCGUUGGUUCUUGGGUAUGUGCGAGAGUGCAUUCUUCCCUCUCGUCAUCUACUAUCAGACCAUGUUCUAUCGUAGAGGUGAACUGGCACGCAGACUCGCCAUUUUCUACGCCGCUCAAUCAAUCGCCAGCGCCUUCUCUGGUCUUCUCUCUUUUGGCGUAUUUCAGAUUCGCGGCGGUGCUCUGUCGCACUGGCGCUAUCUGUUUAUCAUCGAGGGAUCCGCCACCAUCAUUGUUUCAGCUAUCGCCUUCUGGUACCUACCUCUCUCCGCUGCCGACGCACACUUCUUGACCCCUGAGGAAAGAGAGAUCGCCGUUCACCGUAUUCAGGUGGACAGUUCGGCUGUUGUCAAUGAGGAGUUCAAGUUGGGCCGUGCUAUGACUAUCUUCAAACACCCUACCACAUGGGCCUUCUUGGUUAUCGAGAUUUGCUUGGGUGUACCGCUACAAUCGGUCAACCUCUUCCUUCCGCAGAUUGUACAGCGAUUGGUAUGUUACGCUUCCUCUAUCAUUCUUGCUCUCAAUACUGACACAUAUGACAGGNGCUAUGGAACCAUCAAGACUAACCUCUACACCGUUGCCCCCAACAUCACCGGCGCAGUCAUGUUGCUCAUCCUGGGAUUCUCCUCCGAUCUCACACGCUGGAGAUUCCCCUUCAUCGCUCUCGGAUUCUUCUUCACCUUCUGCGGUUUCGUCAUUUACUCAGCCAUCGAUGUCAGCGCCUCAUUGACCGUCGCUUACUUUGCCACUUUUAUGAUGACCUGGGGCACCAGUGCGCCUUCAGUACUGCUGGAUGUCUGGUACUGCAACAACAUCGCCGACGAGAACAAGAGAGCAGUGCUUACUUCCGUUGCGGUGCCGAUGGCAAACUUGAUGGGUGUGGUGUCGAGCAAUAUCUUCCUUCAGCAAGAGGCGCCCAAGUACAUGACUGCAUUGGCGACCACUGCUGCGUUUGGUGGCACUGGUAUUGUGUUGACUCUUUUGCUUGGUUUGUGGAUGAUCUGUGAUAACCGCCGUCGCGAUAGAGCACAAGGGGUCAAUUUGAGGGCUAUUGAUGUGCCCACGGAGAAGUUGGGCGAUGGACCUGCUGCUGAUGAAUUCAGAUGGUUCUACUAG